Closterium sp. Naga37s-1 is the source of this 2631-nucleotide messenger RNA. The record is from the annotation of a GenBank genome assembly. NCBI's taxonomy places the organism in Eukaryota, Viridiplantae, Streptophyta, Zygnematophyceae, Desmidiales, Closteriaceae.
AUGCCCAUCUCCUAUCCCCUCAUGCGCCCUGCCCCCAUGGUGUGCGCCCUGCCCCGGCAGGUGGCAGCAGUGGCGGCGGGGGCGGACGAGCUGGCAGACGAGCUGGACCCCGCCCUGCAGGCGCAGCUCGUCAGCCGCGUUGAGCGCCGCCGACAGAAAGAGGCACGGCGGGCAGCGCGGGAGGGCGGGGAGAAGAAGAGGAAGGGGAGGAACAGGAGGCAGGGGGAGAAUCGAGGGGAGGAGGGUGAGGAGAUGAGGAAGAUGAGCAGGGGGAAUGAGGAGGGGAAGGAGGAGGUGCGGAUGGGGGAAGGUGAAGGAAUGGGUGGCUGGGUGGGAGGAGUGGAAUGGGAUGCGGAGCGAGAAGUCGCGGGAGAGCAGACAGGUAAGACUCAGCAAGGAAACAGUGAUGUGGGAGACGGGAUGGGGGAGAUGGGCGUGUGGAGUGACUAUCCCGUGAAUCUGCUGCCAUGUGUGCACCCAAGGGGCCACUGCCAAUCCCAAUUCAGUGAAUGGGCCCACGGUGGACUCCUGUGUCCCACUCGCACCAUCAUUUUCCUACCAGUAGCCACGAGAAAAGGGCAAAAUCUAACAUGUGCUGCCCAUCCCUCCACUGAUGCUCAUCCCUCCACUGAUGCCCUUCCCUCCACUGCUGCUCAUCCCUCCACUGAUGCCCUUCCCCCCGCUGUUGCCCAACCCCCCACACCUGCUGCCGACCCCCCCACUGCUGCCGAUCCCCUGGCUGGUGCCCAACCCCCUACUGCUCACAUCACCCACGCCACCACCGACGCUCCCCAUCCCCCUUGCCAGCAUCCCGUAGACUCCUCUCACCGUCCCCUCACCUUCCCCCCGCCUCCUCCCUCCUCCUCUCAGCCGCCCCUAGCCUCCUCUCAGCCCCCCUUCGCCUCUUCUCAGCCCCCCUUCGCCUCCUCUCAGCCCCCCUUCGCCUCUUCUCAGCCGCCCUUCACCUGCCCUAAGCCCCUCGCUCCAGCCUCUCAGCGCCUCUGCCAAGCACCCACGAGCGACCCCCUUCCGCCCACCCGAGAGGGAGAGGAGGGAGGGGGAGAGGGAUGGGGAGGAGGAGGAGGAGGAGGUGAAGGAAGAGGGGGAUUGUUUGCAGAUGUGUGGGUGGGGCAGGGAGGUUGGAGGGAGAGUGAGAGGCGAAGGGAGGUGGAGCGGAGGGUGAGAGAAAGGGAGAUGGGGCGGCUGAGCAGCUGCGGUGGGGUAGGGAGGGGUGUGGCAGGGAGUGAUGUGGGGCAGAGGGGCAGGGGGCAUGGGGAGGGGCGGAGUAGAGGAGGAGGAGAGGGGGAGGGGUGGGAAGGGAGGGCAGGGGGUGAGGGGUGGGAAGGGAGGGCAGGGGGUGAUGAGGGCCGCUGGCGAGGGGCGUGCAGUGAGCCUCCCCACGCUGGUGAGCCGCUGCCACGGCCCCCGCAAGCCAGAGACCGCCCUGCCGCCCCCAGCGCGAUGCGCGCGGCUGCAACACCGGAUUUGGCAGAGCCGGUGGGAAGGGCGGGAAGCACUGUGAUUGGGCAGAAAGGGCUGGCGAGUGGACUGCUGCUGCGCGCGAGCGAGGGGAGCGGCAGGGGGCAGGGGGGAGCGGAGGGGCAUGUGCAUGGGCGAGGGCGUGGGAGCGUGCAAAACAGGAAGGAGCCCGAAAAGGGGGAUUGCAGUGAGGAGCAGCUGAUAAGAGGGCAGGGAGGUGUGGGUGCGUGUAGUGUGGGGGCCAGUGCGGGGGUGGGGGAAGUAGCGGAGGGCAGUGCGAGGGAGGCGGAUGCUACACACACUGGCACUGCUGGCACUCCCCCCUGCGUGCGCGACGACGCUCAUUCCCCCGCCGCUGACCGCGCUGCGGAUGGCAGUGCCGCACCGGCUGCACCAGCAAGCUUGCUUGGGGGAGCAAGCGAGGGGCUGGUUCCCCCGCGAGAGGACAUCUCGCUGGGCAAGGAGGCCGUGCCCAUCCUGUGGGUGAACGAGCACAGCCACGAGCAGCCGCCCGCCACGUGGAUGUACAUGGAGAGGAGCGUGCCUGCCAGCCACAAAGUCAAAUACGUCAUGUUACGAGCCAUCGUGAAUAUGUUCGAUCGUGAUUGGUGGAGUGAGAAGUUAACAUGUAGAGUGCACGUGUGGCUGCCAUGCAGCGCGUUGGAUCGCAUCGACACGUUCUGUGAGGGCUGCCCAGAGGACUGCAUGGGCCACAUCCACUGCCAAUGCACGGCGCCGCUGCGGGGCAACUGGGCGUACACGAGGGAUGGCACUCUCACGGACGCCUUCUUGAGGACGGUGGAGAUGGAGGUGGAGCAGGGCGACGAGGCGGAGCGGAGGGGCAACAGGCAGUUCUGCCGUCCUGAGCGCUUGCUGUGGUGCCCCGUGAAUGCAGCGCAGCUGAAGCAGGCCAUGGAUGCGAUGGCCCAACACCACUUGCCCGGGGAUGCGAUGGCGCCAGUGAGGCUGGGUGACUGUCGUGCGAGGGCCCUUGAGGCGUGUGUGGCGUGCCCCGGGCAUCCCGUGCGCACGUUCAUCAAGGAGUGCUUUGUCAAAUGCAGAUGCGGCCGCACGUGUGGCAACCGCGUGGUGCAGCGUGGCAUCACAAGGCGCUUGGAGGUAACUCACGUCCACAAUUGCCGUAGGAUGUAA